Wasmannia auropunctata (little fire ant) is the source of this 6082-nucleotide messenger RNA. RefSeq lists its product as uncharacterized. Gene Ontology annotation, biological process: regulation of transcription by RNA polymerase II. The record is from RefSeq and is a predicted model, not a curated record. The transcript is spliced from 8 exons. Gene Ontology annotation, cellular component: nucleus. NCBI's taxonomy places the organism in Eukaryota, Metazoa, Arthropoda, Insecta, Hymenoptera, Formicidae. Bases 723 to 4880 code for a protein of 1385 amino acids.
GCGUGCAUGCGUGCGUCGCCGUCUCCUCGCGAAUCACCAACAGCGACGUUGAUGUUGACGGCGACGACGACGUCGUGGAACGACGACGCAAAAAUCCGGCCGAUCGGCAACCUCCGUUGCGGCGGCGGACCGUUAUAGGGAGGCACGCUCCUUUUCGGAAAGAAUCGCCGUCGCCGACGUUUUCCGUAGUAGUGAAAACCUCGGCGAUCCACACGCCGCCGAGUUCUUUUCCCAUCUCCUUUCCACCUUGUUCUCUCCCCUUUCUCACGCGUCAACGCCGUUGAUACCUCGAAUUGCCACGUAACUCCCUCAGCGAACGUCGGAGAGAUCGGUGAUGGAUAGCUUCUUCUGCGACGUGAUAUAAUAAAAAAAAAAACAAAAAAAAAAUUUGCAACGUCGGCGCUCGUCGCAAAGUGGGUAAACCGCGAGGGACGCGUCGCGGAGAGUGCGCUGGUCUUUCGUGGCGGUCGUGCGCUCGGAAGUGCGCGAGCUGACGAGCACGAGCCGAUGCGGCGGCGUGACGGAUAAUAGCUGUUUGAUAAAUCUCUGCAAACGUCUAAACAUAUAUCGCCAGAGGAAAAGUUCGAUAAGCUUCUGGACGUAGAGCGAUAUUACUACGAUUGUCGGGAUACAAAUGAGAAAGAUAAAAGUAGUGGGGACCUACAAUAUGGUGACUACACAUAUUUGACGUUGCGCCACAAUGGGCGCUAUCGAAUAAUUUUAUGCAGUGGAUCGAUCUGCAAGCAUUGGUAGCACACAAUACCGUACAGGAUACAGACGAGUUGUAUCACAAAACGAAAGAUAACACGGAAUCGAUUAAUCUAAACUCGAUAUACUCUGCAAAGUUGUCGUCAACAGCAGCACGUCACGAUGUUAGGAUAGUGAAUUCUGAUGUACUGACUGGUACAGUUAAUGAAUCGCUGUCCACAAAAACGGGAAACCUGCGGAAGGAACGAAGGGACAGGCUCGGUAGCUGCCGGAAGGAUUUCAGUGAAGGGACAGGCUCUGACUCGCUAGAUAUCAGUAAAACAACGGAAUCUACGUGUUCGUUUGCGAAAGAUCAAACCGAAAUUUUGUCUGAAUCGCAGACAAGAGAAAUUUGUUACGACGCGGAUAUUCGCCUGUUUAGUUGCGCGUCAAGGGAUCCGAUCGGCACGCAAAAUAUCAUCGGACUGAAAGUCACGUCGGACGUUGUUGGGCACGGUAGAGGAGCUUGCGGCCCCGAUUGCGCCACUUCUGCAGCAGAUAACGAGCCACUUAACUUAGUGAUAAAUUCGAAAGAAAGUGCACAACAACUUAGCCAUACUUACAGCGAGGCGAGAGAUCGACUUUGCAGUUGUCCGCGUUCGUCGGAUGCCGAUAGAGAAGCGACACUUCCGGUAGAUGGUGCCAUCUUAAGACAAUUAGAUCAUUCCCCUAAUGUACAGAGUUUUUGUAACAUAAAGUACAAGACAGUAGAUUAUGGUUUAUUGAAGCUUUCCGACUUGAACGAGCUGUCAUGUAAUUCGGACAAGGGCAAGGAAUUAUUGAGGACUAUCGGUAAACUGCACGCCGGUGGCGGUGAGGUGAAUGGAAAGAUUAUAACGAACGGCGAUUUGAAGCAGGAGAGUGCGCACCUGGACAAAUACGUCACGCACAUAUUGCCGUCACGUUUGAGCGACGAUUGUAAGCCGAGAGCCUUGUCUUGGACGCAUCCGCGGUCGAAUGUCAAAUGUAAUAAUAUCAAGAAAGAAUGCUGCAGUGAGGAAGAGGCGCACAAGUCAGAAAGUACCGAUCCAGUGGCCGCCUGCAACCCGAGAUUAGGCAAUUGGGCGUGUUCCGAGAUGUCAGGGCAGUAUCCAGGCCGGCCACCGGUUGGCACACCACCACAGGCGGGAAUCUGGAAUCUCACUAUGCCGCCGGGUCAAGCCCUCAACAUCCACCCGACAGCGUUGUCAGGUGCCACGUUGAGUCCAGCCGGGUUCUACCCGCAUCCAUCCAUGGCGCGAGCGUCCCAUCUGCCGUCUCAGCUCACUCCGCAACUCGCUCACACGCAGGCACCGCCGACCUGGCAUACACCCACGGUUCCCUCGAAGAGCGUCACACCGGCGAACGCGCCGGGCAAUCCUCUGUUCAGCUUGCAAAUGCUGGUGGAAAGUCGGCAAAAUCAGAAUCAGUACAGAAACUCGCCUGGCCCGCAGAACACCUUGGAUCUCUCGUCCACGUCGGAGAUCACAUCCGAGAAUUAUUCUCGGAUAACUCAGGAUGUUCCCAUGAGCUUGACGGCGAGAAACGUGGAUAAGGGCAGUCGAAACGGAAACAUAAUCUCACCGCCGCUCAACGGGGAGACUUCGUCGGACAGCGGGAUCAGCUCGUCCGUACCGACGCCAAACUCCGUCAGCGAACCGGUCUCGCUAUCGAUGAAGGAGAUCAUCACUCCCAAGAUAACGGUGAAGAACUUCGAGAGCAAUCUGAAGGGAGUCGCGAAUCUUCACGAUAAGAUUAAGGAAAUGAAUGUAGAUAAUUUUACGCAGAAAGUGAUAAAUUUGCCGCCUAGUGUAACGAUAGAGAGGGUGGUCGCGGACAAGAAGGAGUCCGAGGCGUUGGCGAAGGCUAAGGAUACGUUGAGUGUUAUCGCGCAAGUGCCAAGGAAUGUCUUACCCGUUAUAGUCAAUCUCACGUCCAAGAUGGAGAAAGACGUCACGGACAGCCCCAAGCGGGAAUCCUCCUCCGAGAGGGACAGGAAGCACGAGGAGACGAGCGUGAGGUCGCCGAAGAGCUUGCCGAAGCGAGGCAAGAAGGGCGUCGAUUCGCUGUUGGAGAAAUUGGAAGGUGGUAACAAGAAGCUCGGAAGCGCCGAGAAUAUCGGCUCGGUGAUCGUGAUGCCGGUGGAGGAGAGGGACACGUCCAGCGUUAAAAGUAUGUCGCCGGAGAGGCAGAAAUCCAAGUCGCCGACCCGGGAGGACGAGGUCGUGUCGCCGGCUUUCAGCAACGACGACUCCAAUGACAACACCAAGCAACGUAGGAAACGAAAGCUGGAGAAGCCCGUGAGGCUGAGCAAGGACUCGAAGACAGAGGUCGAGGACAUGGAACUCGAGCCCACGGAGCCCACGGAACCGAGGAUCAUCGACCCGCUCUUCGAAGAGACGACUAGUUCCACGCUGGCAUCUGCGGAUGCUAAGCAGCCGGACGAGCAGAUCGCCAGAAUGGCGGAGGAGAGAAUAUCGGACAAGACAGCAAUGGACGAGAUCACGGAGGAGAGGUCCGAGGAAAGUUGCGCGAUUCGGAGGCGGAGUAGUGAUGAGGAUAAUAAUACGGCUGGUAAUUCGACACCGACAAAUCAGAGGACACGAAGAAAAUCCAACGAGGACGUGUCGUCCGAGUUCCCGAAAGCGAUGAGUCCAAAGAAUACAAGUAACACGUCGACGACGACAACGACGACGACGACGACGACGACGACGACGACGACGAUGAUGAUGACGACGACGACGACGACGGCAGUCACGGCGACGACGACGACAGCAACGACGACGGCGACGGCGUCGAAUCCUUUCGUCGAGGUCGAGUCGGAACUGGCGAAGAUGUUUGCCGGAAUCGUGGAGGCGGAUCCGGAGGUGAAAAAUGAGGAAUCAAAAGUGGAACUCGCAGACGCGCCGAUCCAAGGUGACAGCGCUGCCGUGAAGUUCGAAGGUCUCGAGAAUAGUAUUUUACCGAUGACAGAUUCACAGAGCGUUCAGAGUAAUCCCAUCGACGUUUCUUCCACGGUGGACACGAAAGUGCCGGGGAAAAGGGGUAAGAAGGGUAGGAUGCAGGGUGGCAAGAGAAAAAUCUCCAGAUCGACGGAGAACAUUUUCGGCACGACGGAUGAGUCUCCGCCGAAGGAGGUGAAGAAGAGACGGACGUCCAAAGGCUCGAAGAAGCAGGACCAAGCCUCGAAGAGAGCGAAGAAAAACACCAAGAUCGACGGCCUCCGGGAGAUGGCGUACGAUUCAGGCUCGAACGCGAGUUCGAUCAGGUCGCGAGGGCCAGUGGUGCACGUGGAGGGGCCAAGGGACAGUCCGUUGAGCAUCCAAGUGGUCAACGCGCCACGAGAAGAGGAGGAGGAGAAGAGCAAGGAGAAGAGGAAAAGCGUCGGCAAUGGGAACGGAGGUCGAAGCAAGAGGCUCAGCCAUCAAAACGAUUUAGAUUACAGGGGUAAAGUCAGUAGAGCAGGUCUCUUCAGUUCAACGUUGUCCUCGCGAUACGACGCGCAUACCACGGACUCGACCUGGGUCUGCGUAUUUUGCAAGCAAGGUCCCCAUUCUGUUAUACCUGGGGAUCCGUCCAGGCCACAUCCGAAUUUGGCUGGACCGCAUAUUGCGGCUGGAACUUACACGGUUCCAGCUGGCGUGUUGAGUGACUUAUUUGGACCAUAUCUGAUCGGCAAAGAGCGAUUGGAGGAUGGCAUUCUGUCGGCUGACGAACAAGAAAUCACGACGGAGCAGAAGAAGGGCGGCAAGAACAAGAGGAGCUUGAGGUACGCGGGUCUGGCCGACCAGUUCUCCGCGAAAAUGGGCAAGAAGAAGCGGAAUUCCGUUGAAAGUAACACAAAUGCCAUUUUUACGGGUAUGACUCUGCAUCCCGGCGGAGAGGAACAACGGUGGGAGGUGUGGCUUCAUGAACAAUGCGCGGUAUGGGCGGCCGGGGUGUACAUGGCGGGUGGCAGAGUGACGGGGCUGCAAGAGGCCGUGUGGGACGCCGCUAAAUCGGUAUGCGACUCCUGCGGCCUGACAGGAGCGAAUAUCGGUUGCGUGAAACGCGGCUGCAAAGCUGUCUCGCAUUAUCCGUGCGCGCUGACGAAAGGCUGGCACCUCGACACAAAUCAGUACAUACCUAAGUGUAAUCUUCAUCGAGUUACGUGAAACUCCGAUCGACUUUCUUAAUUGACGAUGAAUUGGGCUUGUGCGACCAUAAGAUGUUUUGAGAUUACUCCUUGCGUUAUUUGACACGUGAAAUAUAGGCUGGACCGUGAAGGUAUAAAUGUGAAAACAAUUACAACUAAUUUUCCAGAGGUCAAAUUUAGGGAAUCAAUAUGCUCGUGAAAAAUAUCUUCCAAUGUACAAGAUGUUUAAACGGAAACCCUGUCAACUGUGUUUUUGAGAAUUAUGAGAAAAAAGGGAAAGGGUAAAUGACGAACGAAAGUCGAAGAAAUAGAUACUCUCUCCUUUAUGACAUUUGAAUUCAAUUUGAUUUUUCUUGGCCUGUGUGGCCUUGAAUAGUGGCCUUUUCGACUUAAUAUAAAAGCAAAAUAUAAAACAAGAUUAUCUUAAUUUCGAAUUUAUAGAGAAUAAACCACGAUAUCGUUAUUGAGGAACAAUGAUAAUCAAAAAUAAGAAUGAUUUGCUUUUUUAAUCACGUUUACGGAGAUUUAAAGAUAUUUACAGAUUUUUCUUAACAACAUCAUGUACGCAAGGAAUAUGCAGAUAGGGCAUAUUGUAUUUAAUGCUAUCGAAUUCGAAAUUUGUAAAAUUAUAGCAGCAAAAAGCGGACACACAUAUAAGUAUAUCGUAAGACGAAUAAGUCAGUACUAUGGGCGAAAAUUGAAUAUUCUCUUUUCUUUUUCGUGUGGGUGGGCAUGUAAGGCAAGUGUUCUCUGACGGUUGUAAAAAAGGAACUUGUGUAUAUGUAAGCAAAAAUAAAGGGAUUAUUCUAUUAUUGAAAACCAUCAUAAUUACAUUCUGAAGUUUCAGAAAACUUUGUAUGUAUUAUUUCGGAAAAUAAUACAUACAUACGUUUCUUGACAAAGUAUAAUUAAUUAUAAUCAAUGAGUUUUUAAUUUCUCUUUGUUCGUGUCGCUGUUUGGAGUCAUUAGCUCAUACGUAUAGUUCAGCAUACGCAAUCAUCACAUAAAAAGUCAUAUACAUUUUUGUUACAUUUUGAUAUUGAUAUUUUUUUAGCCGCUCUAUUAUGCGAAUUUUUAUUUGAUUUUGCGUGAUGUAACGAGUUGACGUUUCUUUUAAAGAGAAAUAUUUUUGUACUCGCAUCGUGCGCGAGAUGAUUAAAAUGAGAGAACACUUGUAAGACUAUUAGUACCGCUGUGUCUAAUACAAUGUAACAAAGAACA